AUGUAUGUAUCUUCUGAUUCCCAAGCGUUGACAUCGACACCGCUUCAAGUUGUUGUAGGUAGAAUGAACUCAAAAGAACUGUGUACUGAUGUGCCCAAUUUAUAUCUUGCAAAUAUCUCUAUCGCAGAUCUCGAUGUAGGUACAUAUACUUCCGAAACCCUAUUAACCUGGCCCACAAGACUCCUCAAGCUACAGGCCUUCUCCUUUGACCGAAGUCCACUCCAUCUCUUCAACACCUCCCUGGGCUAUCUAGCUCCGACUGGAUCUCAUCUCAUUCACCAUCAAGCUUCUUCGAGCAACCCAACUGUUCCCCAAGCUAGGUAUUACAAAUCCAAGAUUCCUUGA
Messenger RNA from Puccinia graminis f. sp. tritici CRL 75-36-700-3, 345 nucleotides. RefSeq lists its product as uncharacterized. Lineage: Eukaryota; Fungi; Basidiomycota; Pucciniomycetes; Pucciniales; Pucciniaceae. The transcript is spliced from 3 exons. The coding region runs from base 1 to 345 and encodes 114 amino acids. The record is from RefSeq and is a predicted model, not a curated record.